Prorocentrum cordatum is the source of this 414-nucleotide messenger RNA. The record is from the annotation of a GenBank genome assembly. NCBI's taxonomy places the organism in Eukaryota, Dinophyceae, Prorocentrales, Prorocentraceae.
AUCAGGGAGGAGUCCUACAAGCAGUUCGAGCACCAGCAACGUCACCAGCUACAAUUGGCCGAGAAGCUAGCCUACGAGGCGCAGCGCAGAGAGCACGACAAGACCUUCACCUACCAGCAGGAGGUCUCCGAGACGCAUGUCAUGAUGGAGCAGGCCGAGUCCACCAGGCGCAACCAGAGGGAGUACUGGGAGACGCUCAAGGCACAGGAUGCAGAGAUGCAGCAGCUCAAGAUCAUUAUGGAGACACCGAGCUCCUACGACGUCAGCAACUUGAAGUGCAGCAGCUUCGUGAACACCUACAAGCUAGUGAACGCAUCCAAGCUUCUGAACGCGCUGCUCUCCGCAAGGGGCUUCAUGAUGUCCGUGAGGAAAGAGCCGAGGCAGCUCGUCAGGGCACCGUACAUGAAGACGACG